This is a messenger RNA of Eubalaena glacialis (North Atlantic right whale), 729 nucleotides long. RefSeq names its product GLIPR1 like 1 (gene GLIPR1L1). The transcript is spliced from 6 exons. Bases 1 to 729 code for a protein of 242 amino acids. NCBI's taxonomy places the organism in Eukaryota, Metazoa, Chordata, Mammalia, Artiodactyla, Balaenidae. The record is from RefSeq and is a predicted model, not a curated record. Gene Ontology annotation, cellular component: extracellular region.
AUGAUUUUAGGGAAGAAAUUGAGCUGCUUAUGGACCUUAGGUCUUUGUCUGGUAGCCAGUAAAUCGCCUCCCAAAGUCCCCUCCAUCACAAAUCAGACGUUUAUAGACGAGUCCGUGAAAGCUCACAACGAAGCGCGUGGCAGAGUCCAGCCCACUGCAGCCAACAUGAAACACAUGAGUUGGGAUGAAGGUUUAGCGAAGACUGCUAAAGCAUGGGCGAACAAGUGCAAACUCGGACACAACCCCUGUUUAUCAAAAUCAUAUCAAUGCCAUCCAACAUUUCAAUUUGUUGGAGAAAAUAUCUGGUUUGGUGCAUUAAUUAUAUUUACACCAAAAUCUGCUGUUGACUUGUGGUAUAAUGAAACUGAAUUUUAUGAUUUUAAUCGUCUAUCAUGUUCCAAAACUUGUGGUCAUUAUACACAGGUAGUUUGGGCCAAUUCAUAUAAAGUUGGUUGUGCAAUUACAAUUUGUCCUAAACUUGGGAGACCUGACGCUGCAAUAUUUGUAUGUGACUAUGGACCUACAGGAAAUUAUCCAAAUAUGCCCCCUUACACUAAUGGAACACCCUGCUCUAUGUGUGAAGGAGAUACUUGCGUAAAGAAACUCUGCCAAAAUAAAGAACGUGAUAAACCUCAAACAUAUCCAAAUUGGAAUCCACCGGGGACAGCACCUCAGCUGAUAGCAUGUACUCCAUUGUACCUGAUUUCUGUUUUUCUGAGACUAUUUUAA